CAUACAUUUACUUUCAGGCUUACAAGACAAUCACAUCAGACCAAGCUAAACACACAGAACAGAUAACAAAUUUGAAAGAAAAAACAAAAGCGGAGAUACGUCCAUUUCAAGGUGAAAAGGAGAAUGUUGCAGAAACUGAGAAAGCAAGUUCAGAAGCCCCAGAAGUACUUGUAGUGGAAGCUGAGGUGGUGGAUGCUGAAGAAAGUCCAAGUGCUACAGCUGUAGUCAUAAAAGAAACAUCUGCAUGUCCAGGUCACGUGGAGGCUGCUCCGGAGACCACAGCAGUCAGUGCUGAAACCGGGCCAGAGGUCACAGAUGCAGCUGCGGCAGGGGAAGCCGCAGAAGUCAACCCUGAAACAACCCCCGAGGUUACAAAUGCAGCCCUGGAUGAAGCUGUCACCAUCGAUGAUGAUAAAGAUACAACAGAGAACCGAAGCGCUGAUGAAUAUGCUGAACUAGAAGAAGAAAAUUCUCCAGCUGAGUCAGAGUCCUCUGCUGGAGAUGAUUCACAGGAGGAAGCCAGUGUUGGCUCCGAGGCUUCUUCAGCUCAAGGCUAAUCUGCUGGUAGACAUUUCAGCAACAAAUGCCAUAGAGUGUCUGAUAAGUGCUUUUGCGUUUUUAGUAUACUUAGUUUAAAAAAAAAAAAGACUUAUUAUUUUCUAGAAAACGUUAAUGUGUCUUGAAGAUUUUUGGCAUCCACUGAUAGAUUUUAGGUCUGAGAGACUUGAGAUUGUACAUUUCUUAUUACUCUUCUACUGUCUGAGAUCAGAAUAUGGCAUUGCAGUAAAGAACUUAAAUAGUUUCACCUUUGGUUUUUUUUUCUAGACAUUUUUCUUUUAUCACAGUCAUCUUCAAAUUUAUAUUUUUUAUUAGAUAAAUUGAGUUAUCCACACAAUCUGUAUUCACUUAUUGUGCUAUGCCUUCAGCUUACUUUAUCGUAUGGUAUGUAGAUCCAAAAUAUAGUUUGAGUCAAAUAAAAUUAGAAAAGCUUU
Messenger RNA from Sapajus apella (tufted capuchin), 992 nucleotides. RefSeq names its product mitochondria localized glutamic acid rich protein (gene MGARP). Gene Ontology annotation, cellular component: mitochondrion; mitochondrial outer membrane. Gene Ontology annotation, biological process: anterograde axonal transport. Lineage: Eukaryota; Metazoa; Chordata; Mammalia; Primates; Cebidae. The annotation marks the transcript as partial. The transcript has 2 exons. The record is from RefSeq and is a predicted model, not a curated record.